Molecule: messenger RNA, 627 nt
Organism: Pseudomyrmex gracilis
Lineage: Eukaryota; Metazoa; Arthropoda; Insecta; Hymenoptera; Formicidae
Exons: 1
Coding region: 1-627 (208 amino acids)
Source: RefSeq, a predicted model, not a curated record
AUGGGCACAGGAUUAACCAUUUUCAACAGAGGAAACGAGCCGAUAUUCCUGGACUCCAGAAGACAGGAAAUCAUCGAUAUAACGGUUUGUACGGAGAGGGUGGNGGGUCUGGUGGACGACUGGAGAGUCUCGGAUAAGCCCUCUGGCUCCGAUCACAGACAAAUACGCCUAACUCUCCAACAAAUACCGCAAAUCAGCUGGGUUCGCAACCCACAAAAAACCAACUGGGAGGGCUUUAGGGCUGACCUCAAGGCCCAGCUCGCUAUGGCCCCAACCAGUUUUAGAACCAAAAGCAACUUGGAAAACGUGGCGGACUUUUUAAAGAACGUCAUUACAAACGCCUUUGAAUUAAACUGCUCACCAAAACCUAGGAAUCCGGUGAACAAGAUCCACUGGUGGAAUAAAGAGCUCGGUAAGCUCAGAUUGGAAACGAGAAAAAAAUUCAGCAAGACGAAAAGAACAGGACUUGCAGUACACUGGGAGGCCUUUAGAAGCUCUCAACGAGAGUACAGCAAGGAGAUUAAGAAAUCGAAGUGCAAAAGCUGGAGACGUUUUUGUGAAAGCAUUGAGAGCGCCCCGGAGGCAUCCAGGCUUCACAGAAUCCUCAGUUUGGAUCACCGUCCCUAA